Messenger RNA from Uloborus diversus, 5549 nucleotides. RefSeq names its product probable helicase senataxin. Gene Ontology annotation, biological process: termination of RNA polymerase II transcription. Gene Ontology annotation, cellular component: nuclear body. The record is from RefSeq and is a predicted model, not a curated record. The transcript is spliced from 5 exons. NCBI's taxonomy places the organism in Eukaryota, Metazoa, Arthropoda, Arachnida, Araneae, Uloboridae. Gene Ontology annotation, molecular function: transcription termination site sequence-specific DNA binding; protein binding; helicase activity. The coding region runs from base 167 to 4708 and encodes 1513 amino acids.
UUUUGAAGUAAAAGAUGAUAACUCAUUAUAUUUGUCUUAGCCAUGUUACAAGUGUGGUACUUCUACAGUAGUGGAUGGAAAAACUUAACAUAGGUUUAUCGGCUCAUCAUUUGUUUUGUGGAUUAACUUUUCAGUCAAUCUAUAUGGUAUUUCAUUCAAGUGACCUAUGACGUAUUUCUUAAGACAAGUUGUUGCUCAGGAUAUUGAUGAUCCCAUUAUCAUCGAUAUCGAAGAUCCUGAAUUUAUUAUAGGAAGAGCUAGUAUUUUGAAGCUAAGAGAACAUGGCAUGGUAUCAAGAAAGCACGCAUCGUUUCAGAAAACUAGUAGAGGAUCAUUAUGUAUUAAAGACUUAGACAGUACGUAUGGCUUGUAUGUAAACGGCAUAAGAAUAGAUAAAAGUUUGCUGUAUGAGUUAAAUCCUGGAGAUAUGAUUGGGUUGGGUGUGUCAGACAUCUCUAUGAGUCCCGAAGGGUUUGUGGCCUUUCUCUGUGAGCGUAAUCCUAGGAAGGAAGUGAAGAGGGAAGUUAUUAUAAUAUCCGAUGAUGAUGAGGACGUUUCCCCUAGUACUGUAAAGUCAAAUAUAACACAGUUUGUUGAUCAGGGAAUACAAACCAAUAGGAUUGAUACUGGAAAGUUUGAAGAAGUUGAAAACAAUAAGAGUAGUGAAGAAAUGAGUUUUCCUCAAGAAAAUAAAUCCGUUUCUCAUGAAACAAAAAAGCAAGUAAUCUUGUCAUCAUCAUCAGAUAGUGAAGAUGCUAGCAAUAUAAUAGACUCUAAAAUUUCCUCUAAAAGACCAAGAAUAUUAUCUGACGAUGAAAAUAAUGCAGAAGAAACUUUUACUUCCAAUCCAUCUUGUUCAGGGAUGCAGAACACUGAAUCAUUUUCAAGUUCUGCUGCAUUUAGACAACAAAAUACUGCUAAUAUUUUCAGGCAGAUGGACCUUGCUUUAAAUGGCAUUAAAGAAGAAGGGGCAAGAUCAUUGCCUGUUAAGGACAAUGGUCCAGAAGCAUAUGAACCUGUGCCCUCUCAUGGAAAUGACAAGUCCACGUCUUUUCCUAUUUUAUUGUCUACGGAAAAAAUCGCGAUAAAGAAAGAGGUUGAUGAUUUCGCAGCACGGAACCCAAAUGCCCGUAUAAAAGAAGAUUCCUUUUAUUCUCAAGAUGACGACGUGAUCACAAUAUCUGACGAAGAAUCGUUCCUUGACUUCUCAUCAUCUCAGACUUUCAAACAAGAACCUCCUUCAGAAUCAGAUGAUGAUCUUAUUUUCGAUAGUGAUGUUGAAGCUUUGCCUAACAUGGAGGAGGAACACCCAACUGGUACAGAAACAAUAGAAAGUAUUGAAUCAUAUAUAAAUGAUGACUGUAAUAGGAAUCGUACAGACGUGUCGAACAGACAUCCACAAGUGUCUGUUCGACAUUCGGUCAUAGAUGAUAAUAAUUCUGAUUCUAGUGUGGAUGACACAGCUGAAAGAAUAGUAUACGCAUCCAAAGUACCUCAAAAACGUAACAAAGUUCCAAUUCCUGCACGCGUUAAAGGUGUUCAUAAAUUUUUAAAGGAAUCACAUGCAAACUUUCCUAAAAUGCAACGAAAUAGCAAUUUGCCUGACGUUGAAGGUUCUCAUAAAUCUUUAAGUGAAUCAGGGACAACUUUUCUUGAACAGCAGCAACAUAUGAAUUCACUUGAUGUUGUACGCACUCGUGAAUCUCAAACAAACGUUAAUUUACCAGAGGCAAUCAAAUCUAGGAUGUCGAUACGGAAAACAUUGCUAACUGAACCCAAACCUUUGUCGGCUCGACCGCGUAAGUUAUGCGGAAGAGGAGAAGUAGUAGAUAAAGUAACAGACAAGCGUGCAGUGCCAUAUAGAAAAAAAAGGACUUACAAAAAUGUCGAUGUGUCUAAUAAUAAGCCAAAAGAAAAACUGCUCAACAGUAAACUGAAAGGGCGCCAUCCUUCCAGCAGCUCAGAUGCAGUAAACAUUGUAAUUAGUGAUAAAAAAAUUAACAAUUAUCGAAUUCCUAAAAAGAAAAACACUGAUGGUUCAGCUGAAGAUAAAGCACGUCCAAAUGACAAGUAUUUAGACAUUAAUAAAUUAAAAAUAACAGAGAAAAAAACUUCUGUUAAGAGACGGCCUGAAAACUUUGGAUCAAGAAUGGCAUUUUUAACACAAGAUGUCCCGAAUCAAGUGCCAAAGAAGAAACUUCCUAAAAUUGCUAAUACUAAAAAUUUAAAUGAUUAUAAUUCUUCUCGAAGUUCCCAUAGCGCUCACAGCAGUAAUACGCGAAAUCAAGAAACACAUCAUGCAAUGUCCAACCUAGUUGAAAAAAAUAAAGUAACUCCCGGUCUGCAGAACUCCCAUGCACAGAGCUGUGUUAGCAUGCGGGACCCUCGUCAAAACAGAAAUAAACAAUCUUCAGAUAUGAAUUCCUCAGCUAAAAAAAUAAUUGUUUCAGAAAAUGCAAUGAAUACUCUCCCAAGAAAGGAAAAAGCCAAUUCCUUUUUUUCGUCUUCUUACGGUACACGAUAUGCUGUCCUAGAAAAAAUCGUGAACUUACAAGUGAAGUGGUUAAGAGAAUAUUCGUCCUUCAAGAACCGGCCAGUACCAUCGCCACCACCAGAUGUGAGAGAAGGCGUGGAUCAUUUGCCACUUUCAUUCAAUUCAAUUGAAUCUUACAUGUCUGCAUUUAAACCGAUGUUAUUGUUGGAAAUCUGGGAAAUGAUGUAUGAGGAAUCAAAGGAAAUAUAUAAAAGCAAUUUCAAUGUAAAUAAGUUUUAUUUCAAAGUAACACAUUGUAGCAACAAACAAGAGCACAAUAUGACGCAGAUAGAAUGUGUGGGUGUUGUAAAUAACAGCGUCUCAUUUGAACCGUACGAAGGUAAUCUAGUAAUUUUGCACCUGGGCUAUGCAAAGGAAAAGCGACCCAUGUUUGCUUAUAUAAUGAAACAUACUAUAACAAACUGUUUUGAUCCCAAUCAAUGGAAAGAAAUGGGCGAGGAAUGGGUUGAAAAUGCCAGAUUAUGGACUUUCACAGCCUUAAUAAAACGGAGAGAUCAACAGCCUUUCCCAUCAUUGAAGAAACUUAAUAAAGGGAAUGGCUUAUGUAAUUUAAAAAGCAAAUUGAAAUUAGUAAAUGCCAUUUCGUGUUUGUCCUCCACACCUUUAUUAAAUGCAAUACUGAAGCCUACUCCUAAAGCAUUUAGCGUUAAAAUAUUGGCUGAAACGCCUAGUAGAGAUUAUAGUAAUAUUCAAAAGAGGUUUAUUCUGAGUAUCGGUGCUGAAAUUUUACAAAAUAGUGCAGAACCAAAAAUUAUAUUGCUUCAAGGACCUCCUGGUACGGGGAAGACUCGUACUCUAAUUGGUCUUUUAGAACAUUUAGUACAUAGCCAAACAGAAAAAUCAAAAGUCUUGGUAACUGCACCAUCUAACGCUGCUGUUGAUGAAAUCGGCAAAAGGUUGCUCAAGUUGAAUGAAGAGCUCAAGCAUACCAAUACUUUUAUUAAUUUUAUCAGAAUUGGCCAAAAAAAGUUAAUCAGUAAAGACAUGUUAAACUAUUCCCUUGAUCAUAAAGCUCACAAACAAUUUGAGAUUGAUAUUGCUGCAGAAAAAAGGAAAUUGGAACGCGAUAUUGAAAAUGAGAGGAAACAAAUGCGCUCUAAAAACCUUGAAGAAGCAAGACAGCACAAAAAUAGAUACGAGUUCUAUAAAGCACAAUAUGAUAUUGAACAUCCUUGGAAUACUGCCACAGCUAAUCGUUACAGAAAUAAAAUUCUUAUUGACGCAAACAUAAUUCUCUCAACUUUAGAUAGCUGCACGGGAGGUGAUUUAGCUCAUGUAUUCAGACAUCAAGAACAAUACUUUUUCUCAUGCUGUAUUGUCGAUGAAGCUACGCAAUGUACCGAGCCAGAAGUUCUACAGCCCCUGAUGUUUGGCAUGAAGAAAUUGAUCUUAGUUGGGGACCAUCGGCAGUUACCUGCUACUGUGAAAUCAGAAAUGGCAAAGAACAAUUUCUUUGAUCGUUCUGCGUUUGAAAGAUUCGUUAUGUACUUCGAAAAUAAGUGCGAUAGUAAUCCCUUGUUAAUUUUAACCGAGCAAUAUCGCAUGCACUCUCAAAUAUGUUCAUUUCCAUCAAAAUACUUUUACAACGGGUUGCUAAAAACGGCCCCAGAUACUGACAUUAAAUACAUGAAAUAUCCCCUUCGUCCCUUCGUUGUUCUCAAUAUGAUGGAUGGUCAGGAGUCGAGUGGAAGUUCAAAGACGAACCAAAAUGAAGCAAUGAGCAUCGUGAGCAUUUGCGCUCAAUUCUUGGAAAUCAGCUCUGCGUCAGCUAUUGGGGUUAUUACGCCUUACCGUGCUCAACAGAGGCUUUAUGAGGAGGCUCUGUCUCAUAACCCUGACUACAGGAAAAUUGAAAUCAAUACUGUUGACGGAUUUCAAGGAAGAGAAAAAGACGUUAUUAUUCUGUCAUGUGUUCGCGCUAACAGUUCAAGUGGCAGCAUAGGUUUUCUUGCAUGUAGAAAACGUAUGAACGUUGCAAUCACGCGUGCACGUCAGUGCCUGAUUAUUUGCUGUCACGCUCAAUCAUUGUCUAAGAACAAAGAUUGGGAAGCUUUGAUUUCGAAUGCUCGAGAACGGAAGUGUCUUUACAAUGUGACAUCACAUAAAGAUAUCGCUCUAAUUUUUCAUAAGAACCUCAGAAAGACUGGGCUGUAGACAAAUGACUCGAGAACUUAACAUUGAAUUUAAGGAAACGUACUGCUGCGUGAUAUUCCAGUUCCGAUCAGUUUAGUAUUUUAUUGUAUAAAAUUUUCCAAAUACUGUGUUCACGGGUACAUUGACCAAAAUCGAAACACUUGUUCUGUUAAAAAUUUUAUCGUAACAAAUAUUCAAGCUUGUUUUUUAAUGAUUAGCUAAACCAAUUCAAAAAUAUACCAAUUUUUUAUUUUUUCGUUUUUAAGUUUGUAUAGUAUUGUUGUUUGUUCUGUGAGAUUAAUCAAAGUUAUUUUACUGUUGUUUCGUUCUGUGAGAUUCGCGCUGUCUUACUACUAUUUCAUUCUGUGAAGUUAACCUUUAACUAGGCACAUAAUGAUUUCUCCCCCCCCCCGCCACGUGUUUAAAAAAAAAUAUUUCCUUUUCUGCGAUAAAGCAAUAAAAAAACUGAUCAUGUACUUGUGAUACAUUUUUUAGUAAGAUUCUAAAACACUUAUGAUAAAUGUUUCUCAAGUUAAUGACUUUGUUUUUCGAUACUUUUUUUAUUGCAAAAUUUAUUUUCGACAGUAAGACAUAGGUCUAGAAUGAUUUUUGCUGCUUUAAAGACUAUUCGGGCUCUCUAAUUUAUUAUCAACAAUGUUGCUAACUGUAACUUAUUUCUUUUCAUUAAAAAAAAUCGAUUCGUAAUAGCAAACCCAUAAUUUUUGAUACAUCUUUCGAAGCAGCAGUGAUUCUGUGCCCAGUUAAGGGUCAACUCCGGCUAUUGUAUUGUUAUUUUGUUCUGUAAAAUUUACUCGAUUGUGAUGUACAUAUGACUACGUUUGUGGUUUCGAUUAAAUUUGCU